Messenger RNA from Leptosia nina, 363 nucleotides. NCBI's taxonomy places the organism in Eukaryota, Metazoa, Arthropoda, Insecta, Lepidoptera, Pieridae. The record is from the annotation of a GenBank genome assembly.
AUGUCUAGUCCACAUCCUUGUAAUAAUACUGUGACGUCUAAAAAAUACGAAAUGAGCUUAUAUGACAACGCAAAAUGUGCUUGCGAGGGUAAUCCUACAGUGGACAAUUGUCGUCCCGACGGAAUUACGGAGGGACCAGAAUGUUAUGGGCGAGGCACCUGUGCCUGCGGCAGAUGCUUUUGUGAUCCUAACCCUGACCCAGAAAAUCCUAGCAAGGUUAUAAUUGGCGAACACUGCGAAUUUGACAAUUUCUCUUGUGACGGUCCAAAGUGUAAUGAAGGACCUUAUUCAAUUAACGAGCUACACUUGUAUACUGAAAGCAAUUCAGACGAUUUUCCUGAAACUGAACCAGUAGAAGUGUAA